AUGGCCUCCAUCCCCAGUCCAAAGUCGCCCGCUGCGCCUCGAAGCGGUCUACGAGCACCCUCCACAGCGUCUCCCGCUUCCUCCAACAGCAGCAUACCCCCGAUACCAAAGGCCGGCCAGCUCGCUGCCGCAUCCUCAAAGACAGUCCGGAAAGCUGUCAGCAUAAACUCCUUCCCGAAGCCUCCCAAGGGCGACGGUCGAAACAGCAGCAUGCCCUCUAGCCCGCUGGCAGGCAACGGAGCUCGCGCCACGCGAAAACCGAAGCCCGUCAGAGACUCCGUAGCCAGCAGUAAUACUCCAACGCCUACGCCGAGCCUGCUGAAUGGCAGCGCCGAGGGUAAAUUCAUAAGCAGCGUCCGUAUGUCUGAUGGGCACAUCAGUGUAUCGUCCCCCACUCAAAGCCGAAGUUCCUCAGCUCAGGGCUCCUAUUCCACAUCAGCGACGACUUACGAAGACUCGGCCGACGCGUCCGGGAGCGCAUCCGAAAAGCGAUCGUCUGCUACGGAGGCAAAGGGCAACGUCAUUGUCAGCGUCCGAGUGCGACCCGAUUCUUCAAACAGCGACCACGCGGACGGAGAAUGGAUGGUCGACGGUCGACGGGCUUUGAUUGGAUAUAGAGGAAAAGAAGGAGGCGACUAUUACUAUGACAAUGUGUUCACGACGCACGAUGACAACGCCCGUGUCUACGACCACAUGGCCAAGCGCCUCGUCCGGAGAGUAAUGGAAGGCUACCAUGGCACGGUCUUCGCCUAUGGCCAGACGGGCACUGGCAAGACGUUUUCCAUGCAAGGAACGGCAUCGUCACCAGGUGUCAUCCCGCUGGCCAUCACCGACAUCUUUUCAUACAUUCGAGAAACGCCGUCCCGCGAAUUCCUGCUGCGAGUGAGCUACCUUGAAAUUUAUAACGAAAAGAUUCACGAUCUGCUGAGCAUGGCCUCUGCCAAUGGCGCUGCGGCUCCGCAAGAAGAGAUCAAGCUACGCGAAGACGCCAAGCGCGGCGUCUACGCCACUCCCCUGAAGGAGGAAAUCGUCCAGAGUCCCACGCAGCUGCUUCGAGUCAUUGCACGGGGUGACCAGGCCCGUCGCACAGCCAGCACUCAGUUCAACUCCCGAAGUUCUCGAAGUCACGCCGUCGUACAGAUCAUCGUCGAAAGCCGAGAGCGAAUGCCGGCCAGCGGCAACGCCGGCGAUAGCAAGCGAUCAGGCAUGGUGCCCGGAGGUGUCCGAGUGUCUACGCUGAGCUUGAUCGAUCUUGCCGGCUCAGAAAAGGCGGCAGAGUCCAAGGAGCGAAGACAAGAGGGCGCGCACAUCAACAAGAGCUUGCUCACGCUCGGAACGGUCAUUGCAAAGCUUUCUGAGUGGAAGGACAAGGGCGGCGACAAGGAUGGGAAGCAUCUGCCGUACCGAGACAGCAAGCUGACGCGACUGCUUCAGGGAGCCCUCUCUGGUAACUCCCUCGUCAGUAUCCUUUGCACGGCCGCGCUUGGCGUGACUGGAACUGCUGCAACGUCCGCCAACCACACCAUUGAGACGCUCAACACGCUCAAGUUCGCCUCCCGCGCAAAGAACAGCAUUGUCAGUCACGCUAAGAAGGCCGAGGAAGCCCUGGGCGCCGGAGGCGAUGGCGGCGCGAGGGUCCUCUUGGAGCGAUAUCGCAUGGAGAUCCAGGAACUCAAGCAGCAACUCGAGUCGCAGGCUAACAAGAAGAACGACGAGGAGAUCAAGGAGCUUGUCGAGGAGGACCGUGUGCAGACGCAGCAGAUGGCUGAGCGGCACGAGGAACAAAUUUUGGAAAUGCAGCUUGCCAGGACGGCACUCAAGGAACGAAUCGAUCACCUGAACCGCCUGAUUCUCAGCUCCAAGUCGGCCGGCGUCAACUCGAACGGGACCAUGAGCGCACUUGCACGAUACUCGCAGAUCUCGUUAGUGCCGGGAUCAGCCCGAUCGUCAGUUGCCAUGUCGAUUCGGUCGCCCCUAGAGCGGACGGCAUCGGUGGCGUCAAACUCCACGAUCGGGCGGAGAUCCAGCUACGGGGCCAAGAGAAUGUCGGGCGAAGCGGCAGCCGAGAUUAUUGAUGCGGAGGAGGACAGCAUCGGCGAGAACGGGGACGGGCUGGCUUCGCUGACGGCGCAGAACCGAGCAUUGCAGGCCGAUCUGGCAGACAAGAACCGAUACAUCUCGACGCUUGAGAAACGACUGCUGCAGGCACGACGAGCCAGCUCUUCCCGGACAUCGUCUGGCUUCUCCGUCACGACCAAGGGCAUCAUGGUGGGCGAGGAUCACAGCGUGGCUGCCCUACUAAAGGAGAAGGACGCCGAGAUUGCCGAUCUGCGAGCCAGGCUGGACGACAAGGAUCGCAUGCUGGCUGCCCUGAGAAGCGCAGCUCGCUCUCGGGACAAUGCCGAUGCAAUGACGGAGCCUCGCUCGCCCCAGUCACAAGGCGGCAUUCGAAACAGUCUUCACUGGAGCCCUCUUCGCAAAGAGUCCAAGAGAAGGACCAAGAGCAUUGACGAGAUGAACAAUAUGCUCGAAGAGAUGAUUCAGGACAGAGUCGAGACCGGCCAGAUCGUUAGGGGUGUUCGAGGCAGUGUACGACUGGCGCCGAUUCACAGGCUGGAAUCACUAGGCGAGCCUCCCAGCGAGCUUCCACCGUUGCGACGUGUGGCAACGCCCGUUGGAGAGCGCAGCACCCCUGUUGAAGCUGCGUCAUGA
This is a messenger RNA of Trichoderma reesei QM6a, 2712 nucleotides long. RefSeq names its product kinesin-like protein. The transcript is spliced from 2 exons. The coding region runs from base 1 to 2712 and encodes 903 amino acids. The record is from RefSeq and is a predicted model, not a curated record. Gene Ontology annotation, molecular function: microtubule binding; ATP binding; microtubule motor activity. Gene Ontology annotation, biological process: microtubule-based movement. Lineage: Eukaryota; Fungi; Ascomycota; Sordariomycetes; Hypocreales; Hypocreaceae.